Gryllus bimaculatus (two-spotted cricket) is the source of this 1495-nucleotide messenger RNA. The record is from the annotation of a GenBank genome assembly. Lineage: Eukaryota; Metazoa; Arthropoda; Insecta; Orthoptera; Gryllidae.
CCUCUUUUGUAAGUAGUACGAGCAAAAUUGCCUCCGUUUUCGCAAAUCCCCCGCUUGAAUCGACGUGAAGUCCGCCAACAAAGUGCUUUCUUGUCACGUGAUCGCUCAAAGAAUAAUAUUGUUACGGAUUGUUACUUUUCGCAUGGCGAGUUAUUCGAAUUAUCGUGAUUAUAACAAGCAAAUAUAUGGGGUAAAAGGUUGACUGUGUAAUGUGAGGCUCCCUGAAUCAUUAAUAAAGAUACUGAUUUCGUCAAAAGCUUGUCUGAUUCCAAGUCCUCCAAAUCUGACAUUUGAAAGUCAUAAAGGCCAGAUAAAGGCUAUAGUUACAGUGCAGGAGGUUUUGUGAGUUUUGUAUAUAUUGAAGGGAGAAAAUAAUGAACCUCAUAGGUAGACAACUCUUGAAUGUAUUACGCCAGAAUGUGCGCAAUGUGAAUAAUUCUACAUUUAAUAGUUACAUAUCUCUCAAGCGUUUGUACCCAGGAAGUAACGUAAACCUUUUUACUCCACAGUUUCAGAAGGAAAGUGAAAAAGGAUUUUCAGGGUUCAUACCAGUAGAUCAACUGCAGAUAACCUUCAGCCGAAGUGGUGGGCCAGGUGGACAGAAUGUGAAUAAGGUUAACACAAAAGUUGAUGUUCGGUUUCAUGUAGAAACUGCUAAUUGGAUUAACAAUGAUUUAAAAAAGAAGAUAUUUUUAGAGCACAAAACCAAAAUUAACAAAGAUGGCUUUCUGAUUGUACGUUCUGAAAAGACACGAUCACAACAGCUGAAUUUGGCAGAUGCCUUGGAAAGAAUAAGAACAAUGAUUUGGCAAUUGACAGAGAGUGAAACUGUUAUAUCUCCUGAAACUGAACAAAGAAUUAUACGUCAGAAAGAAAAGGCAGAUCGCAUUCGUCUAGCUGAGAAGCGAACAAGGUCUCGAAUUAAACAAGAUAGACAAUUAUCAGUUGUUGAAAUGUAAUUUUCUGUCUGUAAUUUUAAUAAAACAAGUUAACUAAUAAUACGUUUUGUGUUUUAAUAAUAAAUAUAGAAAGAUGCACAAUGUGCAUUAGUUGUUAAUAACUAGGCAAAAAUAACACUACAUUCAUGAUUUGUAUGUAUGUCACUGCCAAUGCUGUAACAUUCAAUUGAAUAGGUCAGGAAAUAUAUUGGUAACCCACAUGUCUGUAAUUUUUGUCAGCCAAAGAAAAAAUUAAUUUUACAAACUUUAUUUUGUAAAUUCAGGAGCUGUAUAUACUUCUUGUUGCUUUCUAUCCAAAUACUAGUUCUAAAAACAUGUUUGUACAGCAUUUUGAUCAUAACAUUUGUACUUGGGAGAGAUUCCAAGAUCUUAAUUUUUUGGUAAUUAGAAGAUGAGUUGUGAGCAAAAAUAUUGUGUUGCAGCUUGAGAGACAUGCCCGCUCAGGGCCUCCAUCUUCCAAUUGCUCACGUGCCAUGACUAAUGAUGAUGAUAAUGAUAAUAAUAAUAAUAAUAAUAUCUAUUGAGUCACAUAUACA